UUGAACUAGAACUAGACUUUCCUCUCUUCAUAUUUUCCUCCCCCGUUAGAGAUCUCAACAUUUCUUUCAACAAAAAUUCUUUCUCAACAAUGGGUUAUCAACAGGUGCACACAGGUAACUCGAUGGAAAUUGACCUGCACAGUAACAAUAUGGAAGUGGACCAGAAUGUAGGGAUGCUUGCUGAAGUUGUGACGCCUACAGAAGGUAUCUACCCAGCUCCUGCGACAACAAGUGAACUUACAAGGGGAGUGGAAGCUGUAGCUGAGGUCAAAGUUUUUAGUGCAACAAAGCAAGAUAAAUUUCCAGGUGCUGGCAGACUAUAUGACGAAGGCAAGCACUGCGGCAAAGUUCAGGACGAGGAAUUUGAAGAUGUUGGAGGCUUCAGUGUACAGAAAACACACGCGCCGUUGUACAAACAGAUCUGGUUGAAUUAUGGGCACAUUGCUACCAACCAAGUUCUUCCAGAUUCAUAUUAUUAUUCCCAAGUAGUCGUUGCCUCUGAGUUCAUGAGUUUUAUUGUGGAUAUGAAUCGCUACCCUCUCGAGGAGGUUUCUUCAGAUGUAAUUGACUCUUGGGAGAAGAAUGUCAAAGUAGCAGAGAAACUUGAAUUCAACAUCGGCUGGCUUCGCGAGCGCUUGGAAGAUAUUAAGAUAGCUUUUGCUGAGGAGAAGAAGCUGAAGGAAAUGUUAGCGGAGCAGGAUCAGGCAAAGGCACGAGUCAUUGAGGCUGAGCAGCAGUUGGUCUUGGCAAAAGAGCGACUUUCCGCCUUGGAAACUAGGAUUCCACCCCUACUCACUGCGAAGCAAAAUUUUCGAAACAAAUGCGGUAGUCCUUUGCUGCUUUUUAAUUCACCUGUCACGGCUCCGGUGCAAGAGGAUGCAAAUCUGAUUGAAGAACCUAUUGACGACAACAACUCAAAGACAGUGCCUUCUACAAGAACUGUAAGAAACUUAUCACCUGUAAAGGCUCCAGUGCAAGAGGAUGCAAUUCCGAUUGAAGAACCUAUUGAUAACAACAACCCAAAGACAGUGCCUUCUACAAGAACUGUAAGAAACUUGUCACCUGUAAAGGCUCCAGUGCAAGAGGAUGCAAUUCCGAUUGAAGAACCUAUUGAUGAUAAGAACUCAAAGACACUGCCUUGUUCAAGAUCUGUAAGAAACUUGUCACCUGUCAAGGCUCCAGUGCAAGAGGAUGCAAUUCCAGUUGAAGAACCUAUUGAUAACAAGAACUCAAAGACAGUGCCUUCUAAAGGAACUGCAAGAAAAACACGCCUAAUUUCUAGCCUCACCAUGUAGUCUGUAGUUAAUAGGUUUCCUUUUGGGUCUGAUGAUGCAGACAGAAUGGACGAUUUCCUUCUAAAAUCAUGUAAUAUUGCAUCAACCUGGUAAUAUUGCUGUAACUGAAUAUUGCUGUAUGAAUUUUAGAAUUUUACUGUAACCUGGUAAGGCGAUGCGUGUA
Papaver somniferum (opium poppy) is the source of this 1458-nucleotide messenger RNA. RefSeq lists its product as uncharacterized. The transcript is spliced from 2 exons. NCBI's taxonomy places the organism in Eukaryota, Viridiplantae, Streptophyta, Magnoliopsida, Ranunculales, Papaveraceae. The coding region runs from base 90 to 1295 and encodes 401 amino acids. The record is from RefSeq and is a predicted model, not a curated record.